Messenger RNA from Callorhinchus milii (elephant shark), 3527 nucleotides. It is a transcript of the gene mtmr8, whose product is annotated as myotubularin related protein 8. Gene Ontology annotation, cellular component: nuclear envelope. The coding region runs from base 30 to 1961 and encodes 643 amino acids. The transcript is spliced from 14 exons. Lineage: Eukaryota; Metazoa; Chordata; Chondrichthyes; Chimaeriformes; Callorhinchidae. Gene Ontology annotation, biological process: dephosphorylation; negative regulation of autophagy. The record is from RefSeq and is a predicted model, not a curated record. Gene Ontology annotation, molecular function: phosphatidylinositol-3,5-bisphosphate phosphatase activity.
GAGGGGGGCGGGGGGGAGAGGGGCAUAUAAUGGAGCACAUCAUAACACCCAAGGUAGAGCAAGUGAAGUUCCGGGACCGGUUUACGAAUAAGAAACCAGCAGUGGGAACACUUUACUUAACCGCAACACAUUUAAUUUAUGUAGAAUAUUCAGCAGAACUUCGGAAAGAGACCUGGAUUUUGCAUCAUCAUAUUGCGGCAAUAGAAAAGCCAGCCUUGACUGCUGCAGGAUGCCCACUGCUGAUUCAUUGCAAGAACUUCAGAGUUGCCCACUUUGUUAUUCCUCGAGAACGUGACUGUCAUGAUGUUUACAGUUCGUUGCUCAGACUGUCACAACCAGUGUCGUAUAAGGAACUGUAUGCUUUCUCGUAUAACCCCAAGCAAAAUGAAACCAAUAGAGGAGGAGGAUGGAAAGCCAUAGAUUUAAAAGAAGAAUUUCAACAUAUGGGAGUGCCCAAUGAUUACUGGGAACAAACUGAUGCAAAUGAAGGUUAUGAGAUCUGCAAUACAUAUCCAACUUUACUGUAUGUUCCAAGAGGAGUCAGCAAAUCGCUAAUAAUGGGCAGUUCAAAGUUUCGAAGCAGAGCACGAUUUCCUGUGCUUUCAUAUUUUUUCAAGGAAAACAAUGCUGCCAUAUGUAGGUGUAGUCAGCCACUGUCAGGGUUCAGUGCCAGAUGUGUAGAGGAUGAACAGAUGCUGCAGGCCAUCAGCAAGGCCAAUCCAGGAAGUCCUUUCAUGUAUGUUGUAGACACGAGACCAAAGCUAAAUGCCAUGGCAAACCGUGCUGCUGGGAAAGGGUAUGAAAAUGAAGAUAAUUAUUCCAACAUUAGAUUCCAGUUCAUUGGUAUUGAAAACAUACAUGUGAUGCGAAACAGCUUACAAAAAUUGUUAGAAGUAUGUGAACUGAAAGCCCCAUCAAUGAGCGAUUUCCUCACAGGGCUGGAAAAUUCAGGGUGGCUGCGUCACAUCAAAGCUGUCAUUGAUGCUGGUGUCUUUAUUGCUAAGGCGGUAGCAGAGGAAAAUGCUAGCGUGUUGGUGCAUUGUUCUGAUGGGUGGGAUCGCACAGCACAGGUUUGCUCAUUAGCUGGCCUACUCCUGGACUCUUACUACAGGACAAUUCAUGGAUUCAUGGUUCUUAUAGAAAAAGACUGGAUUUCAAUUGGCCACAAAUUCUCCCAAAGAUGCGGACAUCUCGAGGGUGACCCUAAGGAAGUUUCCCCAGUGUUUACACAGUUCAUUGAAGGUGUCUGGCACUUAAUGGAACAGUUUCCCUGUGCUUUUGAAUUUAAUGAGAAGUAUCUACUGGAGAUCCAUGACCAUGUCUUCUCCUGCCAGUUCGGCAACUUUAUUGGGAACUGCCGAAAAGAACGUCAAGAUAUAAAAAUUCAAGAAAAGACUCAUUCCCUGUGGCCAUUCCUUUUAGAGAAGCAACAUCUGUAUCAGAACCCCCUGUAUAAAGCCAGUGUCACGAAUGUUGUGUUGAAGCCUAAUACUGCUCCCUUUAACUUCAAGUUCUGGUGUAGUAUGUAUAACCGUUUUGAUAAAGGGAUGCAUCCAAAACAAUCAGUGCUGGAUUGUCUUCUGACCUCAAUGAAAUGCAACGUUGAGCUGAAGGGAAGUGUAGAAGAUCUUAACCAGAAACGAAUUCAACCGGAUGGGUCACAAUCUGAUAUCGCCUGUGUCUUAUCUAAGAAACUUACCAUUCAAGAAGCAUCUUCCCAGCUACCAGUACUUGAUACUCUUCAGGAAUCUGGCCAUGGACAGCAGUCUCUUUUAGCAAAUGGCGCAAUAGAGGUAACAGAAGAUAUUGCUGAUGGGGACAAAGAAAGGAAAUCUGUCACAGAUUCUUCAUUCUUCAAGAUUCAACCUACUAAUUGUGACUCUGUGCUUGAGUUAGACACCUGUGCACAAACAGAUGGGGAAAACCAUCCAACUUCCCAAGAUACCGUUGUAGAUAAUUAAUUGAACUGUGUUCUCAAGUAAACUGUAGAUAUGUUUACAUAAUAUUUACAAAGAAAUUUCAACUGUUAGGUUCUGCAAUAGUAUGUCAGAAAGGGAUAAUGUCAUGAAAGACUAAGAAAGGGAAUAGAUUCCAGUUCUGCCAGGUAUGGCUCAUUGAACGACAACCCUUUGUUCAUUUGUUAAACAUGGGCUGAUGCUGUAUCUCCUGUGACUAACUUGAAUCUUCUUUGUUGCAAAUUAACAGGAGGACAUUUUUGUAUGUUUAUACAUUUUUCUCUGCCAAGUUGUUAUACUACUGUUCAGUUACUAAAACUGUCAGUUUCUAAAGACCAAUACAAACGGGAGGCUUUAUAGCAAUGUUUUAAGAAUUCCUAUUGAGAAAAGCACAGUUGUUGGUGAGCAAUUGCCCUACAUGUCGUCUUGUUUAGAUAUAAGAUGGGUAGUUUUAGAUGAAUUUGUUUUUCGAUGAAUGAGUAUUUGUUCUGUUGUACUUAUUUUUAUAAGAUUUUUUAAAAAAUUUGGUCGAAUUUCUUUCAUGUAUAAUUCAAGAUAACGGAUUUCUGAUUUGCUAAACAGUAUUAGGGAUGAGCAAAAGGCUUUUCAAUCUCCUGUUCAGUUUUGUCAUGGGCAAUUCAUCACUUUGUUGUUUUUAAAAAUCUGCUUCAAAGGUAGUUGCACUAUUUUUGCCAAGUAGUCACUGGGUGCUAAUUUCUUUCUUGAUUGUGAAGAAACUUGACUUUGUGGGAUUCAGUAAUUCUUUUCUAGUCUUUAUUCUUAAUCUGCAUUCAUGAAAACUUUUUUUUAACUUUUCAGAGGCUUUUUUAAAACUAUUUGUAGAGUGAUCCUUUCACAGUAUAACACGCAUCCUUUCAGUCAGCGCACCUCUCCCAUUGAUCUUAGACAAUCCCCUUCACUACUUUUGCUCCUAGAAUUCCCCUCACUUGUUUUUUCUUCCAGAUCUCUUGCUCAGAACCUGCGUUCAUAUUGUUUUUCUAUAUUCCUGUCAUUCAAUCUCAUGUUUUUAACCUCUUUCAUCUUGCACGGUUUUUGUGAGGGGAUUCUGUUGCUCAUAUCCACAUUUGAAUUAAAAUUGCAUCACAUCAAAUCUUGGCAUGCUGUACUGAGAGCAGCCACCUGCACUGUCUUACCAAACAGAUCUUUUAAUUUAAAGAUGAUGAUUGGUCUUACCUUCCAGAACAUUUUCAAUUCUGAAAAACAUCUUGAAUAAUUUGAUGCCAUUCUUCCAUUUUUUGGGGAAAAUUUUUACUGCGCAGGCGAGAGCUUGUCACCAUCUUACAAACCUCCACAGCUUGAUCUGCGAACAUUCAAUAGAUGACCAAUAAUAUUAAGUUUUUAAAACCCACAAAUGCACCAAUAUUGAUGGUGCAUUGAUGCGUUUUAAAAACUUAGUCAGUGACAUGACCAAAUAAUAUAAAGCCAUUAGUAUGCCAUAUCCAAUUAUAUUGCCAACUGAGAAAAAUGAUUGUUGCAAUAAACUUGGAGAAAUGUUUUAUUAAUGCCAUAAACUACUGCAAAAAAACAGUAUUUUCAUGAUUCUUAGGAUGG